GGAGGAUCACCUCUCCUCCCCUCCUCCUGCUGUUUGGCCCAAGCAAUGGAGGCUCGAGAAGUUGUGUCUGCUCGGCAUGGGAUUCGCGUGUGCUGUGCAGUCGCUGGCCCCGAGAGCAGACGCCGAGGCGACCAGCUUUGCGGAGGCAGCGACGUCCCCGCCGCCGCCGCCCAGGCCGAAGCCGAAGCCCUUCUGGCUGGACCCUAAGGAGCGAGACCUCGAGUACGUGCUGGGGCGGGCGCAGGAGGCUGCCGCCGCGGCCAGAGCCGCCGUUGGCCACGCGCAGGCUCUGGCGCGCACCGCCGCGCGGGCGGAGCCGGCCGUGGGCCGGCUGUGCCCCAGGGUGGCCCCUGGCCGCCGCGCGGGAGCAGCGUUGGAGUACGAGACCUCGACUACCCAGUGCCACCACCUGGUCAGCAGCCUGAAGGCGGCGAUCCGUCAGUCUCACCAGGCCGUCGAGGGGGCCGCGCAGUCGCAGCGCUCGCUGGAGCUGGCCGCCAAUGCCACACUACAGGCCCUGCUGAACCCCGCGGUGCUGGCGCGCCCUGCAAAGUACAACGCGUACAUGCGCGCCGGCAGCGCCCCCGAGGGGCUCCCCGGCAGACGGUGCCACAUGGAGUGCGCCCACCUGGCGGCGGACGCCCCGCGCCGUGGGGCGCCGCCGGGCGGCGAGCCGCCGGGGCCCCCGCUGCCCGCCUUCGUGCGCCUGCCGCCGCCCGCCUUCCUGUGACGCCCCGCCCCGCGGCCGAGCGGCCCCGCCCGAGGGGGCGCGCGCGCGCGCGCCCGGGCGGGCGCGAGACCGCCGG
Prorocentrum cordatum is the source of this 806-nucleotide messenger RNA. The record is from the annotation of a GenBank genome assembly. Lineage: Eukaryota; Dinophyceae; Prorocentrales; Prorocentraceae.